Molecule: messenger RNA, 4327 nt
Organism: Coregonus sp. 'balchen'
Lineage: Eukaryota; Metazoa; Chordata; Actinopteri; Salmoniformes; Salmonidae
Source: the annotation of a GenBank genome assembly
GGCAGGGUUUUUUUUGGCGCUCGCGCAGCUGCAACAUUCUGCACCACACGCGGGUGAGAAGAGAACGAAGCUGCUUGCUUUCUUUCCGUCGUCCAUUCUACAUUAGGUUUUUAUUGAUUUGCAAGGUGAGUCCCUCAAGAUCCAACUUCGAAUUAUUAUGCAACGUGUAGUGUAGACUGAUCAUUGAUGUUAUGCAUAUUUGUGCCGUCCAGCCACAGUAGCCAACUUGGUUACUAACGUUACAGCUUUGCUAGCUAAUGUUACCAAAGCUACGCUGACAAAGGGAUUUAAUUGCGCUAGCUAGUUAACUAGCUAGCACGCGUAGCUAUGUAACUUCGCUUGAUAGUCAGCUAGCUGCCCUUUAUCAAAGGAAUAUCUGAUUCUCACUGCCUAAUCAACUAACAAGUGCUAAUGGAAUGUUCCAUUUGCAGCUUUUGGGCCUUGCAAUCACAAUUGAGCCGGCCAUUGUGCCAACCCAAACGUCUGGUAGCUAGCUAAGCCUUGGAAGUUUGCUAACGAAGUCUAAGAUUGCUAAAUUCCACUUCGCAAGCAAACUAACAAACUACCCCACAAUGUCUAGUUAACUAAUGUUAACACUCAGUUAACACAAUUUAGUUGUGUUCAAUUGAGUAGUUAGCUUUGAGGAACUACUAAGCUUGUUAGUACAGUCAAUGCAAGCAUUAGACUAGCCCUAGGCCUGAAAAAUAUUCUCUAGUUGGGGGGGGGGGGGGGGGGCAACGGAAUCUGUAGUUAUAACGUUAGAUUAUGUAGAUAUAAACAGCUAACGUUGGCUAGAAGCCAAUAUAGCUAACAGUAACGUUACAUAAAAUACAAUUACAACCUGUGUGCCGUUUUUAUUUAGCUAGCUAACAAAGUUAUUUUGUUAGCAUUGUCUGUGUGAGGAUAGAGGAAUGAUUGAUGAAGUGCAAAACGCACGAGCUCCAUAAUAGCCUAGGCAGCCUAUAGUGGGCGCUGGAUCUGCACUACAAGGUGGUUGAAAUGGUUUUAUUAAGACGUUACACAUUUUCACGUCUUUUUUCCGGCUGCUCGCCAUUCGAUGGUUAAGGAGGGUAAUUAUGCCUGGCAGCGGAAUGGAUUAUGCUUUAUGUACAAGCCGGUUCACCGGGGAUGCGAGUGUAUUACCGGUAAUGCACAUCAAUCCUAGACGAUAGAGGGCGCUACAUCUGCACUAUCGGCUGCCUAGUCUAGCUCCAUAAGCGAUUCCCCUCCACUUUUAGCAUGUGAGCAUGAUCUGUUAGAACAAACAACUAUCAGCGAAGAAACAUGUUCAUCAUAGCUAGCUAGUUAAGGAUAAUUACAGAAAACGAUGGGUAACACUAUAUUUGGGUAAGAGGUAUCACUACUUUUAACUUUUAAAGUAACUAUCCAGUGUAAACAGAUUUGUAUUAAAUAUGACCUAUAAUUGAUUACAAUAUGAGUGAAAUAGUUUUCCUUCCAAAAAAUGGUAAUGAAGUAUGUUAAAAGCAACUUUUCUGUGUUGGAAUGGUGUGGGUGUACCUCAACAGAAUGGAACGCAAUAGUAAUGGCUUCCCUUUUGUUCUAUGAAAUGAUCUUCAUCAGCUUUUUUGGGAAUUUAAGCAUUUAUGUAAUCAAAACCAGUCAAAAGAUAACGAUGUGCUAACACUAAGGCCUCAUUUUGCAUACAAUAAUUGUGUGUAAAUGUAUUGGGUGAAUAAAGGUAAUUUUGGCCAUUUCACCACUGCUUGUAUAUUCUUCAAAAGCCAAGGGGGAUAGCUAAACCUAAUCCAUUUAAGCAUUUAUGUAAUCAAAACAAGUAAAAAUCUAGUGACCUGCUAAUAUGUAAAAAUUAAAUAAAGCGUAUACCUUUUGACUUCUAGCUAACAGGCUUAGCUUACAUUAUCAGAUGGACCCAAAGUCUCCUAUGGACAACAUCAUUUGGGAAACAAUAAAACGAGCACCUUCCUGCUGAAGAGAUGGUUGCAGCCUGGAGCAAAACAAUAUACCAUCCUUGCGUUUUCGUUCGAGCUGGUAGGCGGAAAGCUAACUAGCCUUUUGGCGAACUCGUGUAUCGGGACUAAUUUGCGUGGUCGGCGUAGUGACGUGAGAAAUGUUGCUAUUGAUGUUGUAGUUCCAUUUCUGAUAGUUAGCCACUAAUCAGCAACUGACUUAAUUUGAGCACAUAGUCUUCAUUAUUCAUAAAGGUCAUGUUAACUGAUCUCAUAGAACAAAAUGCAUAAGAUCUAAGCCUGUGUAAAUCUUAUUUUCGGGGUAUAGACCAAAAACCCAUUCAUUUCCCCAAUAGGAAUGACCAAUGAACUAGGGGUAGAAAAUGCUAACUCAUUGCUGGUUUUUAGGACUACAAGCUAUGGUGUGGUCGUAUACCGGGCCUAAAAAAUAUUUAUGCGAGUAGACCGCUGAUUGGCCAGCUCAUCAUCCCCUAUGAGGAAAUGGCACGUUGGGUGUCACAGUAUCACUUGAAAAACAAUCUGAUAUUAAUAUUGUAUUGCUAGUCUGGACUAUAGCCUGUGUAAGCAUUGUGUCAGGUGGUCUCAUGUUAUUAAAACCCAAAUUCGUCUCUUUAAAAAGAUGAAAACCUCCUCCCCUCUUGUUUCGCAGCCUAACAUGGGUAAAAAGCAGAAUGGCAAAGGGAAGAAGGAGGUGCUGGAGGCAGAGCCGCCGGAGGAGUAUGUUGUGGAGAAGGUGAUGGACCAGCGCAUCGUCAACGGGAAGGUGGAAUUCUUCCUCAAGUGGAAAGGAUUUACAGAGUGAGUGCACAGUUCCGGGGACCUCCGCCCGCCUACCUUCUGCCUGGAAGUGCUUCCCUGGUAUGGGGCUGUGCUUGUGUGGCAUACAUCUCCUGCAGAACCUAGCUAGUUGAAAUAAUCUGCAUUUUGAAUUGAAUUUCAAAGACUUCCAUUUUAGUUACAGAUAUAAGCUCUUGUAAAAUGUAUUUAAAUAGUUUGCUGCAUUUCUAGAGCAUGUUUUACUCUUCUUACCAGUAUGCUGAUAGUCUUUUGAAAUGAGCAGGAGAAGAAAUUGCCACUGACUUCUGUAUCUUUCCUUUCAGAGCGGAUAACACUUGGGAGCCAGAGGAUAACCUGGAUUGUCCAGAGCUGAUCUCAGCUUUCUUGGAAGCCCAGAAGACCGUGGUGGAGAAGCCUGACUCCAACAAGCGGAAGUCUUCAACAGAUGAGCCAGAGACGGAGGGAAACAAAGCCAAGAAGAAGAAGGAUGUGGUGAGUGUCCGAAUUAACCCGUGUUUUUGUUUCAAAUCAAUGUUGUAGGAUUUUGUGUUUUUGUAGGCCUAACUAUUUUGUGUAUAGGCUAGUCUGCAAGUGCAAUAGUUAUUUUAUCAGUUUGUCAUGGUUUCCAGACUGGUUGCAUGGGAGCUGUGGUUUAUUUCUGUACCGUGUGUUUCAGAGUGACAAACCACGGGGCUUUGCCAGGAGCCUGGAUCCAGAGAGGAUAAUCGGUGCUACAGACAGUAGUGGAGAACUUAUGUUCUUGAUGAAGUGGUGAGUCUCAAAUUGCAAAACAUGAACUCUUCACCUGUGCUGUUCCUCUCAAAUAUCACUCAUUUUUCAGGGUUGCACAGCCCAAGAGCCAUCCCUCAUAUAAUUGAUCUUCCCUGAUAUAACGUUGUUCACCUCCUAAUAUUACUGUACUUGUGCCUUUGGAAAAUUCACAUUUUAGUUUUCUAAUGUGCACCUGAACUUUAUUAUCCUGAUCAGUGCUACUUGCUGAAUAGGUGAGUGUUAUUAUUCUGAUCAAUAGCCACUAAUAAAACCAACGUCCCUCUGCUCUACAGGAAAGACUCAGACGAGGCGGACCUGGUCCCGGCCCGUGAGGCCAACACCCGCUGCCCUCAGGUGGUCAUCUCCUUCUAUGAGGAGAGGCUGACCUGGCACUCCUGUCCCGAGGACGAGGCGCAAUAACACCCCUUCCUCACCCAACUGACCUUCGACCCCGUCCCUGUUCCUGCCUCUCAGGACUGUUCUCCAUGUCUCCACUUUUUUUGUUAUUUACAGCAUGUUUAGCCAUAGUAUUAGUGCAGAGCAGUCAGGUGAAAGUCUGUGCUUUUGUACAUAUUUUAGUGAUAGGACGGUGUUAUUUACUGGGAAUGGGACCGAUGAGGAGAAACAGGGAUGGGUGAUUUGUCGCUUUUUAAUGGACCUAUUCCUCAUCCCAAUACUGGUAGGUACUGGUUCCUCAAUUGAUAUGUAGUUACAGUUGGAAAUGUACACCAUGGUUUAUACAAAAGUUGUUUGUUUGUUUUCCCCCAUAAUCACUUGUCUGACAUCUCCUUCUCCCUCCUGUUAAAGUAGUUUUUGUUUUAACCCCCCCC